This is a messenger RNA of Aethina tumida (small hive beetle), 1435 nucleotides long. It is a transcript of the gene Alg7, whose product is annotated as UDP-N-acetylglucosamine--dolichyl-phosphate N-acetylglucosaminephosphotransferase. Gene Ontology annotation, molecular function: UDP-N-acetylglucosamine-dolichyl-phosphate N-acetylglucosaminephosphotransferase activity. The coding region runs from base 4 to 1233 and encodes 409 amino acids. The transcript has 4 exons. The record is from RefSeq and is a predicted model, not a curated record. NCBI's taxonomy places the organism in Eukaryota, Metazoa, Arthropoda, Insecta, Coleoptera, Nitidulidae. Gene Ontology annotation, biological process: protein N-linked glycosylation; dolichol-linked oligosaccharide biosynthetic process. Gene Ontology annotation, cellular component: membrane.
AUAAUGGCGGCAGACGUGGAUACGAAGAUAAAUAAUACGUGGAUAAUGUGGUUUCCAAUAGUAAUAAGUUUUAUUAUGUCCAUUAUUUGUUACAUAGUAACAGUAAGACUAAUACCCAAAGUUAAGGAUAUGUUUAUAAAAGCGAAUCUGUUCGGAAUUGAUAUGAGCAAGACUACCAGUGAAAAAGUACCUGAGUCUCUGGGAGUGGUAACAGGAUGCACAUUUUUAAUAACAAUGUUUUUAUUUAUACCAAUACCCUUCGGAAACAGCCUGUUUGGUGGAGAUUUUCCUCACGACGAAUUUGUAAAGUUUAUGGCAGCCCUCUUGUCCAUCUGCUGUAUGCUUUUACUAGGAUUCGCUGAUGAUGUAUUAGAUUUGAGAUGGAGACACAAACUUCUACUACCCACAGUAGCAUCAUUGCCACUGCUAAUGGUGUAUUAUGUAAACUCAAACUCAACUACAAUCAUAGUUCCUAAACCAUUCAGAAAUAUGUUUGGUUUAUCUGUGGACAUUGGAAUAGUCUAUUACAUUUACAUGGGGAUGCUAGCUGUAUUUUGCACCAAUGCCAUAAAUAUUUUAGCUGGAGUGAAUGGUUUGGAAGUGGGACAGAGUGUGGUCAUUGCUAUUUCUAUUAUGAUAUUCAACAUCAUGGAAUUAUUUGGGGCCUUGUGGAAGGCUCACCAGUUCAGCUUAUAUUUUAUGCUGCCAUAUAUUGGAAGUUCAGUUGCUCUAUUAAAGCAUAAUUGGUAUCCCUCAAAGGUGUUUGUGGGAGACACAUUCUGCUACUUUUCCGGAAUGACGUUCGCGGUGGUGGGAAUACUGGGCCACUUCAGCAAAACGACGCUCCUCUUCUUCAUUCCGCAAGUGUUCAACUUUUUGUACUCGUCUCCGCAGCUUUUUAAAUUGAUACCGUGUCCAAGACAUAGGUUACCAAAGUUCAAUUCGAAGACUGAUAGAUUAGAGAUAAGCACCACGUAUUUCCGUUACUCGGACCUCAACGUUAUGGGGAAGUUUGUGGUGAAAUUGUUUAAAAUAUUUAGACUGAUCCAAUGGAAGGAGAGGGAGGGCAUCGUGAUGACUAACAAUUUCACGCUUAUCAAUUUAGUCUUGUUCUAUCUAGGGCCUUUGCACGAAGCAAAACUGACGACAAUCUUGAUCGUAAUCCAAAUAGUGUGUUCUAUGCUAGCUUUUGCAAUUAGGUAUCCACUGGCAUCCGUGUUUUAUGAUAAAUAAAACGAUGCUUAGAUCACAGGGAGUAUGACCGCUAAAUUAGUGCAUUUUCGAUCACUAUAGUUGUCGUGUUCGUCAGGCAGAUGCACGUUAUUUUUUAGUACCUAAUGUGUAUGUAAAUAUAAAGUGAUCUAUAUUUGGAAAGUGACACGUUUUAUAUAAAUAUAUUUAUAUAUACAUUGUUUAAAUAAAACUGUUAUAGAAA